AUGAGCAACAAACAUCCGUAUAAUACUCGGAUGACGUCUCAAUCCAGUUCUAAGAUGAUGAAUGUACCUGUUUCAACACAUGAAAUGAUAUCAGUAGCGCGGAAAGAAGAUAUUCCCUCCAACAAACAUAAUUUUGCUCAAAUUCCUUCUCGUUCACAGGGAAUGUCAUCAGAGUCACUACGCAUGAAUUCAAAAAUUAAAAAUACUUCCCGUACGAAAGGAAAACAAUCUACGAAUCAGUCAGGUCCUGUACAACCAAUUGAUUUUUCAACUAUAAGAACAACAUACCCUUAUCAAGAUGAAGUUAAAUCUAAGCGAUUGUAUAAUCUUCCUGAGGGCAAGACAUUUUAUCCCACAUGGACAGAAUUUCAAGACCCAUAUGAAUAUAUUGCUAGUAUAACUAAAGAGGGAUCACGCUACGGUAUUAUAAAGAUCAUUCCUCCGGAAGGAUGGAAGCCAAAUUUUUCGUUGGAGACCACUCGAUUCAGGUUUAAAACAAGGAAACAAAAAGUUAACACUAUGGAAGGUGAAACUAGAGCCAAAUUAAAUUACAUCGAACAAUUACAGUUGUUUCACGCACAGCAGGGACGUCCGUUCUCAAGAUUACCCCAGUUAGAUAAAGCACCUAUAGAUUUACACAAGCUUGCCAGAGCUGUAGCUGAUCGUGGUGGUCCUCACGAGGUAUCUAAGAAUAAGCAAUGGGCUGAAGUUGCCCGUGAGAUCAAAGAAGGUGGAUACUCGCAAACUUGUACUUCAGCAUCUAAAACUAUAAAAGAACGAUAUUUCGAUUUCAUUGAUCCAUAUGAAAAGUAUAUAGCUGAGGCGAAACGAGAGUGCAAAUUAGGCAAACUUGACAUUAAAGUUGAUCUUACAAAACCCGAUGACGUAUGUGGAAAAUGUGGAAAAUUGACAGAAGGCAAUGAAGAUGUAUUACACUGUGAUGGAGAUUGCGAAAAACCAUAUCAUAUAGAUUGUCUUAAUAUUAAAAAAGAUCAUCUUAACCCCGAUGCACAAUGGCAUUGCCCAAUGUGCCUUUUUUUAACUGGUACUGAUUACGGCUUCGAACCUGGUAAUGGGUUCACUCUGAGGGAUUUGCAACAAACUGCUGAUGCCUUUCGACAACGUCAUCUUAAAAAUCAUCCCGUACCGCCUGAGGCAUCAAUGGAGGAUCAUAUUGAAUCCGAAUUUUGGCGACUUGCACAUUCGAUGGAUGAUAAUACAGAAGUCUUUUAUGGUGCAGAUAUAAAUUCAACAGAUUAUGGCAGUGGUUUCCCUUGUAGUGAACGUGACCGAGAUGAUCCAUACAGUAAAGAUCCUUGGAAUCUUCGAAAUCUUCCUAGAUUAACUGGUUCACUACUUCAUGACAUUACUCCAGCCAUCCCUGGGAUGAUGUUGCCUUGGGUAUAUGUUGGAAUGAUUUUCUCUGCGUUUUGCUGGCAUGUUGAAGAUCAUUAUACCUACAGCAUAAAUUACAUGCAUUGGGGUGAGACAAAGACUUGGUAUGGAAUUUCGGCCUCACUUGCAUCAAAGUUUGAAGCAGCCGCGAAAAAGCUCUUGCCAGAACUAUUUCAGCACCAACCAGACCUAUUGACACAACUGACCACUAUUCUAAAUCCAGAAAAGCUGGUCCAAGAAGGAGUUGAAGUUUUUGCUAUAGAUCAACGUCCAAAUCAGUUUGUAAUAACAUUUCCACAGGCGUAUCACGCUGGCUUUAAUCACGGGGCAA
Molecule: messenger RNA, 1726 nt
Organism: Racocetra persica
Lineage: Eukaryota; Fungi; Glomeromycota; Glomeromycetes; Diversisporales; Gigasporaceae
Source: the annotation of a GenBank genome assembly